AUGGCUGAGAGUAAGAGACAGUGGAACAAGGAAGAUGAUCUGCCGGUGUACCUGGCCAGACCGGGUACCACGGCUCAAACCCCCCGGCAGAAAUACGGGGGCAUGUUCUGCACCGUGGAAGGUGCCUAUGAGAGGAAGACAAUAGAUUUCGAUGCCUACAGCGUGGGACGCCGGAGCGGCAAGGCGUCCAGGAGCGCCAGCAGACAGGAUCUGUUGUCCCCAGAAUCGGAUGGACUGAGCGAAACUGCCAGCGAUAUCAGUGAGAUCUCCGGCUCGGUCAUCAGCUCUCCCAGCGAGAGGGAGGAGAGGGCCCCGCUGGAGAUCAAACCUGCGACCGGCAAGGAGCUGCUCCAGGGCUGGGAGCAGGGCAAGAGUGAUCGAAUUCUUAUUAAAGGUGGGAGGAUCAUCAAUGAUGACCAGUCCUGCUUUGCCGAUAUUUAUUUAGAAGAUGGAAUUAUAAGACAAAUAGGGGACAAUCUAAAUGUUCCCACUGGUGUGAAAACCAUUGAGGCGAAUGGCAGGAUGGUUAUCCCAGGAGGAAUUGAUGCAAACACCUAUCUGCUGAAACCCUACAUGAACACCACUAGUGUAGAUGACUUCUUUCAAGGAACAAAGGCAGCCCUGGCAGGAGGAACCACGAUGAUAAUUGAUCAUGUUGUACCAGAGAAGAAUGCUACUUUGCUGACUGCCUUUGAAAAAUGGCAUGAGGCAGCUGACAACCGAUCCUGCUGCGACUACUCCCUGCAUGUGGAUAUUCCUCAGUGGAACGAAGGCAUCAAAGAAGAGUUGGAGAUCUUGGUACAAGAGAAAGAUAUUAAUUCUUUUCAAGUCUACAUGGCGUAUAAGGACAUGUUCCAGAUGGCCGACAGUGAGCUUUAUGAAGCUUUUACUUUCCUAAAGGAUCUUGGUGCUGUAAUCUUACUUCAUGCAGAAAAUGGUGACUUGGUUGCAGAGGAGCAAAAGAGGAUUUUGAAAAUGGGAAUAACAGGACCUGAAGGUCAUGCAUUGAGCAGGCCUGAAGAGCUGGAGGCUGAGGCAGUUUAUCGUGCUAUCACUAUCGCCAGUCGGAUUAACUGUCCCCUAUACAUCACCAAGGUGAUGAGCAAGAGUGCAGCAGAUGUGAUUGCGCAAGCCAGGAGAAAAGGAGCUGUAGUUUUUGGAGAGCCAAUCACUGCAAGCCUUGGGACAGAUGGAACACAUUAUUGGAGCAAAAACUGGGCCAAGGCUGCGGCUUUUGUGGCAUCACCACCACUGAGUCCUGACCCCACAACACCUGACCACCUGAACUCACUACUAGCCUGUGGAGAUCUGCAGGUGACGGGAAGUGCCCACAGUACGUUUACCACUGCUCAGAAAGCCAUUGGCAAAGAUAACUUCUGCUUAAUCCCUGAAGGCACCAAUGGCAUUGAGGAGAGAAUGAGUGUUAUCUGGGAGAAAGCUGUGGCCACAGGUAAAAUGGAUGAGAAUCAAUUUGUCGCUGUCACAAGCACCAACGCUGCCAAAAUCUUUAACCUGUAUCCAAGGAAAGGUAGGAUAGCUGUUGGAUCUGAUGCCGACCUCGUCAUCUGGGACCCAGAUACAAUUAAAACAAUCUCUGCCAAAACACAUCGUUCGGCUGUGGAAUAUAAUAUCUUCGAGGGAAUGGAGUGCCGUGGUGCUCCGAUAGUUGUCAUUAGUCAGGGGAAUAUUGUCCUGGAAGAUGGGAAUCUCUACGUCAGUCAGGGAACAGGCCGAUUUAUUCCUCGUAAACCAUACCCUGAAUAUAUCUAUCAGCGUAUCAAGAUUCGGAAUAAGUCAAUGGAACUGCAGGCGGUGUCUCGAGGGAUGUAUGAUGGCCCUGUGUAUGAACUCCCAGUCACUCCUAAGUAUGUCACCCCAGCUCCUUCGGCCAAAACAUCUCCAACGAAACCACAACAUGCACCGGUGCGAAAUCUGCACCAAUCUGGGUUUAGCCUAUCAGGUGCCCAGUUUGAUGAUAACGUUCCACGCCGUUCUGGACAUCGUAUUGUCAAUCCACCUGGUGGCCGAUCCAACAUCACAAGCUUAGGUUGACCAGCACUAGACGAUUGAGCUGCUGGUGGCUGAUGCAAGCAGUUUAUUUACUUACAAGGUUAUCAGUGUUAUGAAAACCAGCUUUCUCUGGUAUUUAAGUAAAGAAACCAAGUAUGCGUGUGUGUGUGUUUGUCAUAUAGAAUGAAGUGAAUUACGUGAUGUAUUUUUGCUUGGAGUUGACUGCCACACAGUUGUCACCAUUGUCACUUAGCAUGGUCCAUCCACUAGCAUUGUCCACUACGACACUGGUUUAGGCUUUUUCCUUGUAAGAAGGGUCCUUUGCACAUUUUAGUUGUUAUAGAAGUUAGUGCAUGAUGCUAGGAGAUGCAAUUUUUGUUUUGAGUAUUGAAAAAUAAACAAACUCUUUAGGACAAAUUGCCAAGAAUUAAAAUGAUUUAGCCAGAAUUGUUAGCUAAACUGGUGUGAAUUUAUGGUACAGUACCCUUUUAUCAUCAGCAAAAGAUAAUCAGAAGUAGGAAGGCUGAAAAAUGUAUAUAAGUGGACAAGGCAUGGUUAUCUCAGUGGCUUCAGUUACACCCAGUCUCACCAUAACAUAGCUAAUACAUUCAAAUACUUUUAAGGAAGGGUUAGUUAUGCUGCUGUAGUUACCUCACAACAUUAACAAAGUGAUAUUCAUGUGACAAGUAAAGCAAGUCAUUUUGAAGUUUAUAUAAUAAUCGUGGCUUGUAACCAUGAAAUGCAUUUCACAUUUCUUUUAGUUUGCUGUCGCUUUACGAUUCUUAAGUCAUUUUUGUUUUGCUGUAAGCUUGAGGAAUGUGUCGCAUGGUGAUUUUUGGCUUGCUGUAAACUUGAGAAAAGUCUCAGAACAGAUGGUUUAAGAGUAGGUGUUUUAAUGAAAAGAGUGCACUGUUUUAAUUGAGGUAAUGCAAGGUAGUGCAAGAAAUGUUCCCAACAUUGAAUCACAGUGUGAUAAUACCAGCAAGGAUUUGGGCCGCCUUAGUCUUGAGCUGCAGUCACAUUUUUUAACUUUUUGAUACCAAUUCUUCCUUUGUAUUCAUGUACAUUUGUACUAUUUCAAACUGAAUACUCUGAUGUUGUGACUCCACACUUGAGCCUUAAGGCUGUGAAAUAAAUGAUGAGUAAAACUUC
This is a messenger RNA of Carcharodon carcharias (great white shark), 3162 nucleotides long. Its product is annotated as dihydropyrimidinase-related protein 1-like. The record is from RefSeq and is a predicted model, not a curated record. Gene Ontology annotation, molecular function: hydrolase activity, acting on carbon-nitrogen (but not peptide) bonds, in cyclic amides. NCBI's taxonomy places the organism in Eukaryota, Metazoa, Chordata, Chondrichthyes, Lamniformes, Lamnidae. Gene Ontology annotation, cellular component: cytoplasm; cytosol. The transcript has 14 exons. Bases 1 to 2052 code for a protein of 683 amino acids.